Molecule: messenger RNA, 2564 nt
Organism: Choloepus didactylus (southern two-toed sloth)
Lineage: Eukaryota; Metazoa; Chordata; Mammalia; Pilosa; Megalonychidae
Gene: SLC5A2
Product: solute carrier family 5 member 2
Exons: 12
Coding region: 11-2311 (766 amino acids)
Biological process (GO): sodium ion transport; transmembrane transport
Cellular component (GO): plasma membrane
Molecular function (GO): D-glucose:sodium symporter activity
Source: RefSeq, a predicted model, not a curated record
CCUGGGAAGAAUGGAGGUGCAGACAGAGGUAGACUCGGCACCAGGGGUCCAGAGGGUCCUAAUUGACAACCCUGCUGACAUUCUGGUCAUCGCUGCUUAUUUUCUGCUGGUCAUUGGUGUCGGCUUGUGGUCCAUGUGUAGAACCAACAGAGGCACCGUGGGCGGCUACUUCCUGGCGGGAAGAAGCAUGGUGUGGUGGCCGGUCGGGGCCUCUCUCUUCGCCAGCAACAUCGGCAGUGGCCACUUUGUGGGCCUGGCAGGAACUGGUGCAGCAAGUGGCUUGGCUGUGGCUGGAUUUGAGUGGAAUGCGCUGUUCGUGGUGCUGCUUCUGGGCUGGCUUUUCGCGCCCGUGUACCUGACCGCGGGCGUCAUUACCAUGCCGCAGUACCUGCGCAAGCGCUUCGGCGGCCACCGCAUCCGUCUCUACCUUUCCGUGCUCUCGCUUUUCCUGUACAUCUUCACCAAGAUCUCGGUGGACAUGUUCUCCGGGGCGGUGUUCAUCCAGCAGGCUCUGGGCUGGAAUAUCUACGCUUCCGUCAUUGCGCUCCUGGGCAUCACUAUGAUCUACACGGUGACAGGAGGGCUGGCAGCGCUGAUGUACACGGAUACGGUGCAGACCUUCGUCAUUCUCGGGGGCGCCUUCGUCCUCAUGGGCUACGCCUUCCACGAGGUGGGCGGGUAUUCGGGGCUCUUCGACCAAUACUUGGAGGCAAUGACGUCGCUGACGGUGUCCGAGGACCCGGCCGUGGGCAACAUCUCCAGCUCCUGCUAUCGACCCCGGCCCGACUCCUACCACCUGUUCCGGGACCCUGUGACGGGAGACCUGCCGUGGCCCGCGCUGCUUCUGGGGCUUACAAUUGUCUCGGGCUGGUACUGGUGCAGCGACCAGGUGCGGGGACAGGGGGGCUCCAACCAAGGGCAAGGCUCGCGUAGAGCCGGUAAAUUCGAAGGCCUGAUCAGAGGGGAUGAGACUGCGGCUCAGCAAAACACGCUAAGGGUGGAGCUACACCCAAGGGGCGGAAGCCGAAGGGCAAGGCAUGCGCGUGGAGCUGAACCCCCACGGGCUGAGCACAGGCGGGUGGGGAUCCCCCAAUUAGAACGACGAGUAGCGGCAAGGCCCGAGGGGGCGGUGUCUCGGGGACAACGCGGUCCCCUGCCCUCGUCGCAGGUCAUAGUGCAGCGCUGCCUGGCCGGGAAGAACCUGACCCACAUCAAGGCGGGCUGCAUUCUGUGCGGUUACCUGAAGCUGAUGCCCAUGUUUCUCAUGGUCAUGCCGGGCAUGAUAAGUCGCAUUCUUUACCCAGAUGAGGUAGCGUGCGUGGUGCCCGAGGUGUGCAAGCGCGUGUGCGGCACCGAGGUGGGCUGCUCCAACAUCGCCUACCCGCGGCUUGUCGUGAAGCUCAUGCCCAACGGUCUGCGUGGACUCAUGCUGGCGGUCAUGCUGGCCGCGCUCAUGUCCUCGCUGGCUUCCAUCUUCAACAGCAGCAGCACGCUUUUCACCAUGGAUAUCUACACGCGUCUGCGGCCCCGCGCCGGCGACCGCGAGCUGCUGAUAGUCGGACGGCUCUGGGUGGUGUUCAUCGUGGCCGUGUCGGUGGCCUGGCUCCCCGUGGUGCAGGCGGCGCAGGGCGGGCAGCUCUUCGAUUACAUCCAGGCAGUCUCCAGCUAUCUGGCGCCGCCCGUGUCCGCUGUCUUUGUGCUGGCUCUCUUCGUGCCCCGCGUCAAUGAGAAGGGCGCCUUCUGGGGACUCAUUGGCGGUCUGCUGAUGGGCUUGGCACGGCUUAUUCCCGAGUUCUCCUUUGGUUCGGGCAGCUGCGUGCGACCCUCGGCGUGCCCGGCGCUCCUCUGCGGCGUGCACUACCUCUACUUUGCCAUCGUGCUCUUCGUGGGCUCCGGCCUGCUCACCCUCGCUGUCUCCCUGUGCACGGAGUCCAUCCCGCGCAAGCACCUCCACCGCCUGGUUUUCAGUCUCCGGCACAGCACAGAGGAACGGGAGGACCUGGAUGCUGAUGAGGAGCCUGAAGGCCCGGCCUCACCCCCUGUACAGAAUGGGCGCCCAGAGCAUGCACUGGAGAUGGAGGGUGAGGCACUGCCCAAGGAGGUGGGUGGGGCUGGGGAGCCAGGGGAGCCAAUUCCUCAUGCUAACCACGGGGCCUCAAUUUCACCCAGAGCCCCAGCCCCUGGCCACUGGCCGGUUCUGCCAGUGUCUGCUCUGGUUCUGUGGAAUGAACAGGGGUGGGGCAGGCAGCCCUCCACCCCCUACCCAGGAGGAGGUGGCUGCGGCAGCCAGGCGGCUGAAGGACAUCAGUGAGAAUCCGAGCUGGGCCCGGGUUGUCAACCUCAACGCCCUGCUCAUGAUGGCAGUGGCCACCUUCCUCUGGGGCUUUUAUGCCUGAGGCAACUGUGUGGAGUUGCAUGAGCCAGGCCAGGGCUCAGCCUCACAGAGAGUGGGGGGUGGGGUGGUCCCCAGAGAAGGGCCAAAGCAGGAGGUGGGGGGAAGGCCCUGGCUCCCCUUCUUUCAACCACAUCUCUGCCUGGCAGUCACUUUCCUCUAAGCAAAAAUA